AUGACCAUUUUGGAGGGUAGCGUGAUGCGAGCGCCGGCGAGUGCCGGCGGGGUGGUUUUGUCCCGCUGGUCGCAAUCUGCGCCCGCGCCACUCACGGACUACACUGGACGGGCGCCCCCUGUACACCAGUACCCCGUGUUCCCAUAUGACGAUCAGAUCAACCAACGGCUUGCUAUUUGGCAAGGCGACAUAUCAACGUUAGAAGUAGAUGCAAUAACAAAUACAACCGAUGAAACGCUGACAGAAUGCAAUGUAGUUAGCGAGCGUAUAAUGCAGGGCGCGGGGCCCGAUUUGAAAGAAGAAAUUGUUACAAGAGCGCUAGAAUGUCGGACAGGCGAAGUUGUGGUAACGAGCGGGUACAAUCUCCGCUGCCGCCAUAUUAUACACACGGUCAGCCCGAAGUACGUGGCCAAGUAUCACUCUGCAGCGGAGAGCUCUCUACACAAUUGUUAUAAGAACGUGCUGCACAGGGCGCGGGAGUUGGGUGUGCGGGAGCUCGCGCUCUGCAUCAUCAGCUCGCCGCGACGGAACUUCCCGCCAGACGUUGCUGCUCACGUAGCUUUACGCACAAUCCGCCGCUACCUGGAGCAGCACCCGCAGCCGCAGCUGGUGGUGGUGUGCGGCGCGUCGGGGCCGGAGCUGGCGCCGCUGUGCGCGCUGGCGGCGCACUACUUCCCGCGCAGCGCGCGCGAGGCCGACGCGGCGCGCUGGCGCCUGCGCGAGGCGGGCGGCGCGGCGGGCGAGCCCGACCCGCCCGAGCGCCGCAUCCGCAUCAUACACAACCCGCACGAGCACCCGGACGCGCGCGCCGCGGAGGACGACACGUCCCUGUGCGACGAGGAGGCGGCGGUGGAGGCGGCGGCCGCCUUCGCGCGCGCCUGCUCGCCCGACACGCAGCUGCUGCUGCCCGCCAGCGCGCCCGCGCCGCACGGCACGCGCCACUACGACUCGGACCAG
Brenthis ino (lesser marbled fritillary) is the source of this 957-nucleotide messenger RNA. Lineage: Eukaryota; Metazoa; Arthropoda; Insecta; Lepidoptera; Nymphalidae. The record is from the annotation of a GenBank genome assembly.